AUGAGGCGUCUACUACUUCGUUCGCUUUUCGGCAUCCGCCAUCAACUCUGUUCAUCAAAACUCAAAGGCUUGCAUGGCACUGGGGCACCUCCACAUCCCACGGCCCUACGAUCUGGGUCGUGGAAGGUCCUUGUCUCCGCCCGAGAGUUCGCCUCUGCAGCAGCGGCGGCGGCUCAGAGCGAUCCGCCGCCUGCUUCCGCUUCUGCACCUCCGUGCCCCACCGAGAGGGUCUCAUCGAUCGUGGACGAGAUAUCGGGGCUCACUCUGCUCGAGGUCGCCGACCUGACGGAGCUUCUGAGGAGUAAGCUGGGGAUAGACGAGAUGCCGGCAAUGGCAGUUAUGAUGCCCGGGAUGGGGAUGGGCGGCGGAGCUAUGCGGGGGCGGGGAGCGGGGGCGACGGCGGGGGCCAAGGCUGAGGAGAAGAAGGAGAAGACGGCGUUCGACCUGAAGCUAGAGAGCUUCGACGCUGCGGCCAAGAUCAAGAUCAUCAAAGAGGUGAGAACGUUUACGGACCUUGGGCUGAAGGAGGCCAAAGAGCUAGUGGAGAAGGCACCGGCCCUGCUGAAAAAAGGCGUUCUCAAGGAGGAGGCCGAGAAGAUCGUGGAGAAGAUGAAGGCGAUAGGUGCCAAGGUUGUCAUGGAAUGA
Spirodela intermedia is the source of this 645-nucleotide messenger RNA. NCBI's taxonomy places the organism in Eukaryota, Viridiplantae, Streptophyta, Magnoliopsida, Alismatales, Araceae. The record is from the annotation of a GenBank genome assembly.